AUGGAAGUUAUAGAUCUGACCUUGUCUUUGUUACAUAACGACCUUGACGCAUUAUUCGCCCUUGGCCCUCGUGUUUCGUACAAUUCGCGCACCUUUGAGCUGAAUGUCGUGUUAUCGGUCUGCGGGCGUUGCGGUAACACGUUAACAGCUUGCCGCAUUACUUGGACACGGGUGAUCUUGGAACGCCGGAAAAAAGGAAUAUUACAUGGCGAAUGCGCCAUAACUGAGGGUGAUUUACUUUCCUCUAAAGCCAUUGACCAGUUUUCUGCCUUUCUGGACAGCGCAUACAAUUUUUCGGCCUCAUCUUUGUUCAACAUCAACCAAAUAUUUGGCAAAGAUGCGACUGACGAAGAACUUUUUGGGGUGGGUUUCCAUUGCUUUUUCAGAGCAAGAGAUACAUACAUCGCCACACUUUACAACCAGCUACUACGUUGA
This is a messenger RNA of Dicrocoelium dendriticum, 435 nucleotides long. NCBI's taxonomy places the organism in Eukaryota, Metazoa, Platyhelminthes, Trematoda, Plagiorchiida, Dicrocoeliidae. The record is from the annotation of a GenBank genome assembly.